Messenger RNA from Cladocopium goreaui, 2706 nucleotides. The record is from the annotation of a GenBank genome assembly. NCBI's taxonomy places the organism in Eukaryota, Dinophyceae, Suessiales, Symbiodiniaceae.
GCUGCAGUGAUCCGUGAACUUCCGCGUCAAGCGCAGCUGAAGGACGAGGAGGUGCGCAUUUCCGCGCGAGCAGCGUCCUUGAAUUUUCCUGAGCUGCUCAUGCUGCAGAACAAGUACCAGUACAAGCCCAAGCUGCCCUUCGUGCUCUGCACGGAAGGUGCUGGUGUGGUGACGGAAGUGGGAUCCAAGGUCACGAAAUUUCGUCCCGGCGAUCGAGUCUUCUAUGCCACGUUGGCCGGAUGUGCUCGAGAGGAAAUGGUGUUGCCGGAACAGAUCGUCAUCCCGCUGCCUGAUGCCUUAUCUUUCAGCCAGGGGGCGAGUUUCCACAUGGGCUACACCACAGGUUACCACGGCCUGGUCACCCGUGGCCAUUUGAAGCCCGGCGAGUGGCUCCUGGUCACGGGCGCCGGGGGCGGCAUGGGCUCCAUGGCGGUGGAGAUUGGGAAAGCCGUGGGCGCCAAAGUGAUCGCCGCGGCAAGUUCGGAUGAUAAGUUGGAGGUGUGCAAAAAGUUGGGAGCCGAUUAUGUGGUGAAUUACAACAAGCAGAAGUUGAAAGAUGUGGUCGGCGAGAUCACCAAAGGUCAGUUCUGCGACGUGAUUUAUGAACCUGUUGGCGGAGAGAUUUUCGAUCAGUGCGUGAGAUGUGUGGCGACCAAAGGCUAUGCCAGACUUCUAGUCAUUGGCUUCGCGUGUGGAACCAUUCCAAAGUUCGGCAUCAACAUGGCCCUGAUCAAAGGCUUUGACCUGGUGGGUGUUCGCUCGGGCGCACAGCUGGGCCCGGACCUCAGGGGCCUCAGAGAUCUUUCAGCAUCUUUCAGAACGGAGCGUGCGGCCGCCCUGGAGGCGCAGGCCCGGCAGGUCCUGGAGCUGCUGGCUGACGAGGUCACGCUGCUGCAGGCCAUGGCGUUGACGUGCCAAGUGGCCUUGGAUUGCAUAGGUUUGACCAAAGCUGUCGACCUGGAGUUGGCUUCGCAGAUGAUGGACUGCUUCGAUGAAGAGCUGGCGUUGACGGUCUGGGGCUUCAGCGUUGAGCUGGCGCAGGUCAUUGCACUCAGUUUGGCUGCCGUCGCUGGUUUGCUUGAUCUUGGUCAUCACGACAUGAACAUCCCGAGUCAUCGCUACGCCAAGCGCUCAAUGAUUGCACCAUACCUGGAACCUGUGGCGGUGGAUUUCGACGUCAUCGCACCACAGGUGUAUGCUGCCCUAUGUCGAUUUGAGUUGGAAAACAGCACCAGAGAGGAGCGAAAUUUGGUGCACGCCUUUCAACAGAUUUGCAUCUGGAUAUUGACCAUCCUGUAUCGUUUCGAAGGAUCUGGCAUCGAAGCGGCGAAUUUUUGGGAUUGGAGUGGCGGCGAUCCUCACUGGGCGAUGGUUCUGGGCAAAGGAGUCCUGGCAUUUCAACAGGCACCCAGCACGUCCUCUGACGAGUCGCCGUCACUUCCGGUGCCGGAGGAACUGUCGCAGCUGCAGACAGCGGUGCUCUCGGCCAUCUGUCAGCUGCACUUACCGCAGAUCGCGUUCGGGGGCGAAUUGGAGGCGGGUGUCAUUGCGGAUGAUUUAGGCGGCGGCUUCUCUCUGGGUGAACGCUUGGUGGGCUCGGAUCUACAUCGAUCGCGCUUGGCUCAAGCAGCCAGCGAUGCCAAUCUGAUCGCAGCAGCGGUCAACCAUUUGUCUUCCACUCAAGAGGCUCACUGUGUCUCUUCAUUGGCUUCAUUCCUGGUGGCUCUGAUGCAACCGCUUCAGAGCAGCACUUCCGCAUGGAAAGAGGUCAUUGAUGGUGACCAUCAGGAGACCAGUAUCAGCAGCAAGCUGGACGCGGAAGGUGUUUUGGACGCUUUCAUCGAAGAAACCUCGAUGCAUCGCCACAGUUUGUGGGCGCUGUUCUUCGCGACGCCGGAGCGCCCUGGCCGCGGCUUGCUCCAGGAGCUUGCGCAGUUGGCAGGGCAUGUGACGCCACCGGCGGAGCUCUGUUGUAUAGCGCUGCCAAGAUGGGUUGAUGAAGCUUACAGUGACAUCACCUGCCUGGCCUCUAUUACGUUGUUAGCCGCCAACAGCGGCUUCGCCCCGGGACACCACGCGAUCCGCCGGUUGACGGAGCGUCUGGGAAGCUGUUCCCAGGCGCAGAGGGAGGAGCUGACCACGCGCCUGGCGCGGCAGAAGGGGAAACGGCGAUAUCCGGAGACUUGGGAAGCCUGGUACAACUUCAUUGGCAGCGCUCCACUGGUGGAAAGAGAUGAGGUGGUGGAAAGUGAAGUGGAAGCGGUUCCUCCACCAGCGCCACCACCACCAGCGGAAGCGGUGACGAGCGAGCCGAAGAAGAAGGUGCAGACGAGUCUCAGGGACAUCAUUCGCGAAGCUCCGCGAGAUCUCUGCUGCGCUCUGGACGGUAAGCUGCUUAUGGAUCCUGUGAGAUCACCCUAUGGCCACGUCUUCGAACGCAGCAAUUUGGCAAAAGCCUUGGAGAAGAGAUGUGGUCAUUGUCCACUGACCUUCGAACCCCUAAGUCUGAGCGACUGCACGCGCGACGCAGAGCUGCGUUUGCGCGCCACGCGCUGGGUGCGACUGGCGGCAAGCGAUGGUAAGCUCAAGCCUUACAUCAGCGCUGAGUUUCCCUUGGAGAACUUCAGGGAAGCGUUUUACCUUAUGGAGCAACGCAAGGUCGUUGGAAAGUGUUGCAUCACCUUCGGGUCCAGCAGCAAGCUUUGA